GAAAUGGGGGCUUCUCAAUCAGAGUUAGAGCCACAAUCACAAUCACAACCACAACAGCAGCAACAGCCACACCCACAUGAACCCACAAGAAGGGAAUCUUGGUUGUUGUCUCCUCAAAGAAACGCAAAACCCAAUGAAACUUCAUCCAUGAUGCCAGUGAAACCUUUGAAAGGACUAACUUUACCUCACAACUGUGAAAAUAUAUUGAAGGGUGCAGAUUUUGAUGAUAAAUCUUCGAUCUGGGGAAAGCUGUCGGAUAAGCUAUAUGCUGGGGUGUUCUUAGACAAUAAAACAAAGAAAUAUUGGGUAGAAAAGAAGUCCAACGGCAACUGUUUCAUGCUGUAUGCAAGAUCACUCUCAAUCACCUGGGCAGAAAAUCAUGGCUAUUGGAAAUGGGUCCAACAGAAAGAAGCAAGUGGCACAAUGAUAGAGAUUGCUGAGCUGAAAAGGGUUUGCUGGCUAGAAGUGCAUGGAAAAUUUGACACUAGAAAGCUUUCACCAGGAAUUCUAUAUCAAGUCUCAUUUGUUGUAAUGUUGAAAGAUUGGGCUGAAGGGUGGGAAAUUCCAAUAAACUUUAGACUUGUCCUUCCUGGAGGAAAGAAACAGCAACAUAACGAAAUUUUAAUGGAGAAAUUCGGGGGUUGGAUAGAGAUUCCAGUUGGUGAGUUUGUGGCAUCUGAAAAUGAUGGUGGCGAGAUGGAGAUUUCUAUGUAUGAAUAUGAAGGUGGUAUGUGGAAGACGGGGCUUCUCAUCAAAGGCAUUGCCAUCAAACCGAAACACUAACAAAUAUAAAUUAAUUAGCUAUAAUCUCUCUGCCACCUACACUCAAAUCUUGUUCCCAUCUCUUCAUCUCUAGUCUCUAAUCUCUAGAUAUAACUAAGAAAGUGAAAGGACGAAAUAGCUAGAAAGAAAAGAGAGAGAAAGUAAAAAAUGAAAUAAAUAAAGUGAUCUUAUGAGAAAAGAGUGAUAACCUAGGUGAAAAUAUUGAUAAGUGUAUGCAUAUAAUUAUUGAUUAAAUAAAUUAAUAUGGUAUCACUGUAAUGUUGUUCU
Molecule: messenger RNA, 1050 nt
Organism: Abrus precatorius (Indian licorice)
Lineage: Eukaryota; Viridiplantae; Streptophyta; Magnoliopsida; Fabales; Fabaceae
Exons: 3
Coding region: 4-783 (259 amino acids)
Source: RefSeq, a predicted model, not a curated record